AUGGACGCAUCGAAAUCCCAAGAUACAAUGGUAGCGAGCGCCGCGCCUCUCACAAAUCCAUUGGCUUUUCAUAUCACAGAUUGGGUUCCAGGCCCUACAGGAAAUCCACUUUUCAUGGGCACCUCAUCCAGUUGGGCCUUCGGUCGGCGAGUGUUGGAGAUGACCCACGAAACAUUGACUGGAUCGCCUCUGUUCCAAGACCCGGAAAAUCUCCUUCUUGAUGAAAACGUCUAUGACCUCAAAUGGGAUGGGAACAGAGCAAACUGCCCUCAGGAAUUGUUUGAUACUUCAACCCUUCCAACCCAAGACUUUGCACUAUAUCUUAUCACCUCAGUCAAGUUCCAUUGUGGGCAACUUUUCUAUUUGUUCGAUGAGACUAAAUUCAUGGAUCAGUUUGCACGUUUCCAUCAAAACCCGGCAGAAUUCGCUCGCUCUUCUCCUUUGUGGUUUUGCCAUUAUCUUUUAAUCCUCGCAUUUGGCAAAAGCUUUGUGGUUCAAUCUACUAGGUCAAAGAAUCCACCUGGCGGCGAACAUUUUGUUCAAGCCAUGAAAUGUAUGCCAGACUUUACUUUUUAUCAAGGAAACCCUAUCGAAAGAAUACAGAUCUUAUGCUGUACGGCGUUAUACUUACAAUGCGUCCAAAGCCGCUCGCCAGCUCAUCGUAUGAUCGGUACCGCUCUUCGGUUAUCAUUGGAGCACGGGAUGUAUACCGGUAUGCAUGGUGUUUGUCUUGAGGAUGACUAUAUACAGCGAUGCCGCUUGGUAUGGUGGACCGUAUACGUCCUUGAACGCCGCAUGUCAUCCCUAUUAGGCGUGCCCUUUGGGAUCUCGGAGGAAAGCAUAAGUGUCUCGCUUCCUUCGAAUUCCAGACAUUUUCCAAAUUCGAAUGCAUUAAAGAUGCAGGCUAAGUUAUGUCAAAUACUCGCGAAAAUAGACUUGACCGUCUACGGCAAGGAAGGAAAGAUAGAUCGUCGCUAUAUUGGCGCCACUCAGGCCGUACUACGUGAUAUUGCCAAGAUCACUGAGCAGCUAAACACUUCAUUCGAUUUAUAUGAAAAUGGAUCUACGCAGGGCAUCUCACGGGUCUCAGCCCACUUGCAUCUUCUUGGGCAUCAGUGUAUUGUUUUGACAACACGUCCACUUUUAUACAUAUUUCUUCAGUCCAAAUUGGGUCUGUCUGAUACUGCACUCAUGGGUUGGCUUGAGUCUGGAACUGUGAAAUCCCUUAUUCAAAUUUGUGUUGAGUCGGCUCAACAAAGCCUCCGAAUUCUGUCAAAAUUAUUGAAACAGGGACUUUUGGAUGCUGUUUUCACGUCAACGAUUCCGCUAUUGAUGACCGCUGCAAUUAGUCCGAUAUUGCUAGCUGAUCAUUCGCCUUGGUCACAAUGUGCCUACGAUAUUCUAGAUGACAUGAAUGCCCGUGGGAAUCUGGCUGCUAGAUUGAUUCAAUCAGAAUUGAGACAAUUAGAUGCUGGGCUAGCCCAAAUACGGAUCAGAGAUAACACGGAGCUUACUGUGCCUGCGAGCGCCUUGUGUGAGCUGGGGGAGCCAAUAGAUGUUGUUCCUCCGAGCACAUCGACUGGAUAUAACCCUUCGUUGGAGCCUGAUCUUGCACAAAGCUUUGCGCAACAUUACGAACUUAGCUCGGAUCAACUUCUCGAAUUGGCUAAUUCUCUAGAUAUUGACGGCCUGACUUUUCCUGUCUCCUCUUUGAGUGGUUAUUUCUCUGAUAACGAUAGCUAG
Molecule: messenger RNA, 1743 nt
Organism: Penicillium cosmopolitanum
Lineage: Eukaryota; Fungi; Ascomycota; Eurotiomycetes; Eurotiales; Aspergillaceae
Product: fungal specific transcription factor domain-containing protein
Exons: 6
Coding region: 1-1743 (580 amino acids)
Biological process (GO): DNA-templated transcription
Molecular function (GO): zinc ion binding; DNA binding
Source: RefSeq, a predicted model, not a curated record